Mixia osmundae IAM 14324 is the source of this 948-nucleotide messenger RNA. RefSeq lists its product as uncharacterized. The coding region runs from base 1 to 948 and encodes 315 amino acids. The record is from RefSeq and is a predicted model, not a curated record. Lineage: Eukaryota; Fungi; Basidiomycota; Mixiomycetes; Mixiales; Mixiaceae. Gene Ontology annotation, biological process: regulation of transcription by RNA polymerase II. Gene Ontology annotation, cellular component: nucleus. Gene Ontology annotation, molecular function: DNA-binding transcription activator activity, RNA polymerase II-specific; RNA polymerase II transcription regulatory region sequence-specific DNA binding. The transcript has 2 exons.
AUGAGAGAUUUUUCACGGUCGCCAGACCUGGCAAAGUCUCUCAAUCUCUGGUCUACAACGAUAUUCGCACACACGAACUCGCCGGAUGAUGGUUACAACACCUCCACAGAGUCUCGCCAGAAUGGUACUGACAGCUCGAUGCGGCGAGAGUCAUCGGCGGCUGCGGCUGCUGCCGGCCGACGCCAUGAGUCGCCCGCCUCGACUGGAUUUGAGCAAUGGGUCAACAUCGAAGCGCUCGCGCCGCCUGAGUCCGGCACAGAUUCGCUUGCUCUUGACAACUUGCAAUGGCAGAUGCCUUCGUUCAUGCACGAAGACUCGCCCUCAUUGACAAACAUGACGGGUGCAAGCAGCACGAUGCAGCGCGUUCCGACGACACAAAAGGCGAUGCGCAGCAUGACUGUCCAGGAUGUCACAGAUGAGGCAUCGCUCCAACGGCUCUUGGAUGGCUUGAAAGCGGGGAAAGCCCCAGAGAUAGAGAUUGACACGCCCCACGCUGGGCCUCUUCAGAAUGGGCCAUCGUCAGCCUCGGCCUCGCUCAAACGAAGAUUGCCGCUCGAUGCGCCGCCACACACCUUGCCAGAUUCGUCACGAGGUGUGCGCAGUCGUCGCGACAGCGUCAGUACAAUAGGCGAUGAUCAGUCAAGUGUAGCGACGCCCGCUGAGCUCUCGAUCGAAGAGGCCAAUCGUCGUGCUUGCGAGGAAGAUAGGCGAAGGCGCAAUACCGCUGCAUCUGCUCGAUUCCGGGCAAAGAAGAAACAACGAGAGGCCGAGCGAGAGCGUACGGCGAAAGACAUGCGACAACAGAUUGCCGAGCUGGAGACCGAGCUCGUCAGGAUCAAAGGAGAGAACGAAGUCCUGCGGCAGCUCGUCGUCAGCAAGGGGAUAGCCACUCCGGCUAUCGCCACUGCAGACCUACCUAACGUACCUGGCAGCAAUACCGGGCCAUGA